Molecule: messenger RNA, 1443 nt
Organism: Dendrobium catenatum
Lineage: Eukaryota; Viridiplantae; Streptophyta; Magnoliopsida; Asparagales; Orchidaceae
Product: endoglucanase 3-like
Exons: 6
Coding region: 241-1443 (400 amino acids)
Biological process (GO): carbohydrate metabolic process
Molecular function (GO): hydrolase activity, hydrolyzing O-glycosyl compounds
Source: RefSeq, a predicted model, not a curated record
UUCUUCCUCUUCUUCUUCUCUUUGGUUUUGACUUUGUGGAGUGGAGAAGCAAACCAAAACUAUAGCGAUGCAUUGGCAAAAUCUAUAUUGUUCUUUGAGGGUCAGAGAUCUGGAAAGCUUCCUGCAGAUCAGAAGAUCAGUUGGAGAUCCAACUCUGCCCUCGCAGAUGGCUCAGCUGCCAAUGUGGACCUAACCGGCGGCUACUACGACGCCGGCGACAAUGUCAAGUUCGGCUUCCCCAUGGCCUUCACCACCACGAUGUUAUCCUGGAGCAUCAUAGAGUACGGCAAGCGCUUGGGCUCUCAGACCGCCGCCGCUCGCACAGCCGUCCGAUGGGGCACCGACUAUCUCCUAAAAGCUGCCGGCGGACUACCGAACCGUUUAUACGUCGGGGUCGGCGAUCCCAACGCCGACCACAAUUGCUGGGAGAGGCCAGAGGAUAUGGACACCCCCCGCACAGUCUACUGGGUCUCGCCAACGGCUCCCGGAUCGGACGUCGCCGGCGAGACGGCGGCGGCGUUGGCUGCCGCGGCGAUCGUUUUCCGCUCGGUGGAUGGAAAUUAUUCGAACAGGUUGUUGUCAGCGGCUAAGAAGGUGAUGACAUUUGCUCAGACGUAUCAGGGAAAGUAUAGUGAUUCGGUGGGAGCUGUUUGUCCCUUUUACUGCUCCUACUCCGGCUUUAAGGAUGAGCUGCUUUGGGGAGCAUCAUGGCUGCUAAGAGCCACUAAUGACAUCUCCUACCUUAACUACAUAAACUCCCUCGGUGCCAACGAUCAGGCUGACAUAUUUAGCUGGGAUAACAAGUUUGCAGGCGCCAGAGUUCUCUUAGCAAGAAAAGCUUUGGUUGACAAAGACAAGACUUACGAUGCAUUCAGAGUUCAAGCAGAAGACUUCUUUUGCAGAAUUUUACCCAACUCCCCUUCUUCAUCAACACAGUACACCCCAGGAGGUCUCAUGUACAAGCUGAGCUCCAGCAACCUCCAGUACGUGACUUCCAUAUCCUUCUUGCUAUCUACCUAUGCCAAGUUCAUGGCUUCAUCAUCCCACAACUUCAACUGUGGAAACCUUCUUGUUACUUCAAACACUCUGAGAAACUUAGCCAAAAAGCAGGUGGAUUACAUACUGGGACAAAAUCCUUCAAAAAUAUCAUAUAUGGUGGGAUACAGUGCAAAUUUUCCGAAGAGAAUACACCAUAGAGGAUCAUCACUGCCUUCAAAAGCCAGUCAUCCUAGCCAUAUUGGCUGCCAAGAAGGAUUUCAGUACCUUAACAGUAAUAAUCCAAAUCCAAACAUAUUGACCGGAGCUGUGGUGGGUGGUCCUGAUCAGAAUGAUGGGUACUCCGAUGACCGGAAUAACUAUGCCGGGUCGGAGCCGGCCACAUACAUAAAUGCUCCUAUUGUAGGGUGCCUUGCUUAUCUUGCUGGAAGUUAUGGCAGUGGAUGA